This is a messenger RNA of Callithrix jacchus (white-tufted-ear marmoset), 1497 nucleotides long. Lineage: Eukaryota; Metazoa; Chordata; Mammalia; Primates; Cebidae. The record is from RefSeq and is a predicted model, not a curated record.
AAGGUGAAGAGCUGGACAAAAUGAUUCAGCAGCAAACCACCCCCCUCCCCAGCACCAAGCAGGCAGCCCCCUAGCCCCACCCCUGCCCCUUGCCCAGGGUGUUUUGCAGGGCGGGGUUCCACGCUGUAGCCCCAGCACCUGCCCCUGAGCUGGGACAGCCCACUGCCCUGUGCUGCUGGAGAAGGCUCAGCAUGGGUACAAACCACUGCCCUCAACUGCCUGAGAAGAAUUGGCAUAGCCACCCACCACUGCCCCGCACUGCCCCCACCCGGGCAGCCAUGCGGGCGGCUGGAACUCUACUGGUCUUCUGCUGCCUGUUCUUGAGUGCCACCGGGGGCCCUUCCCCAGGUAUCUGUUCCCAGGACCUUAAGUCAGGUGUGAAGCCAGGAUUUCCCCAAACAAUAAAGACCAACGACCCAGGAGUCCGCCAAGCAGCCAGACACAGUGUUGAGAAGUUCAACAACUGCACGAACGACACCUUCCUGUUCAAGGAGUCCCGCAUCAGAAAGGCCCUGGUCCAGAUAGUGAAAGGCCUGAAAUACAUGCUCCAGCUGGAAAUUGGCAGAACUACCUGCAAGAAAAAGCAGCACCCACGUCUAGAUGACUGUGACUUCCAAACCAACCACACCUUGAAGCAGGUAAAGCAGCGGGCCCUUCUGAGAUGUACCCUCUUCCCCAGCCCACUCACUACCAGGGCUGUGAAAAACACCCUGUCACCACUUCUCUAAGGCACCACUCCAAACCUCACCCCUGAGGAAGCCCGGCCUCCCAGCCUCCCGGCCUCCCAGCCUCCCACACGACCAAGGAUCCAGGAGAGCGGGAGGCAGAGUCUGUGCUAGGAGCUCCUCAGACGACAUCCUCCCUUCCCGGAGGUGGAGACACAGCUCCAGAGGAGAGUUCCGAGGUGCAAGCAGAGAGGGUUAGAGCAAGAAAAGCUUUCAAACAAUCCAGAAAUUAUAUAUAUCUUUGACAUAUAGCAUAUCUCUGCAGAGAGACCAAGAAAAAGGAAACAUGGCAACAUUUAGCAAUUAUAAAUCUAGAGGCGAAAAGCAUAUCUUCUUAAAUCAUUCUGUCAAGGUUUCUGUAAGUUUGAAAUUUUUCAAAAUGAAAACUAGGGGCAGGAGAAGAGCUCCUCCAUGAGGAACCCUUCCAAGGGCAGAGGGCUCCCCAGGGGGCAAGUCAGAACCCUUGGUGUGCCCUUCUCUGUUUCAGACUCUGAGCUGCUACUCUGAAGUCUGGGUCGUGCCCUGGCUCCAGCACUUCGAGGUACCUGUUCUCCAUUGUCACUGAUCCCCACCUCUUCAGCAAGACCAACAGCUGUGACAAACACCAGGGAGCGUCCCCUCCCACCCGCCUCAUGACCCGGCCUCACAGACCAGCUCGGGCCUCUCCCAAGUGAACAGAUGCAGUGCUGCGGGUCACUGCAGGGCGGCUGGGAUGGGAGCAUGCUGGCACCUCCUAACAGAUUAAAUAGAUCACAUUUGCUUCCAAAAUUAA